UUUUUUGGCUGUGGAGAACCAAAACAGACCGAAAAAAAGGAGAAAGAGGAGGCUGCCUCCAAAACCGUGAAAAAAAAGAAAAGACUCAAGAAAGAGGAAAAAUCGAAUUAUGGGAAUUUAUGCACUGCAAGUAUAAUUUAACCGUAUAUUCAUACUCAUAAUCAUGCUUGGAAUAUUUUAGAACCAUUUAAUUGAAGUUUCUGUGCAGAUUCAUGAUUUCACCAUUGUUAGGUUUUGAAGCUCUAAUUUAGGGAUUGCAAGUUAAAGGGAAAAUUGGCCGAAGAGGAGGUCUCCAUUGGAUUCGUGAUGUUACAUAUAUGUGAUAUGGGUUAUUAUUUGGUCUCUAUUUACAAUAUUUUGCAGGUUUGAAGGUGGGAGACUUAUGGCCACAUUUAAAAAACGUUGUUGUAGGCCUAUGUUGUUUUUUCCAGAAAAUUUGACGAAGAAGAUACAGUCCGCAUGUAGAUUGGAUUCGUCUUAAAUUUUAGUUCGCGUUUUGUUUAUAUAUAAUAAUUCUGGAUCAUGAUAUUAACGUGAAUUGGAUGCAGCGCAAUUGGUAAGCAGGGUCGGAGACAGUCUCACAAAACCUGGGUUCGAAUCCUACCCAGGCUUUUAUUUUCUAAUCAAAUUAUGCUUUGAGAUCCAGUACGCGCGCGCACGUCAGGGCCUACUAUGCACCCUCGUUCUCCAUCACCGGAUCCUCACAUGGAUAGAUCUGAAGGUAUGAGAGAAGAAGCUCACCAUAGGCAUCAAGGGGCGCACCACAUAGGAUCACGCCCAGGACUAACAGCACCUUCAGAUUACUCGCAAGAACCUCCUCGCCACCCUUCUCUUCAAAUCAACUCUAAGGAGCCUUUCAAUGCAGAGCCAAAACGUUCAGCGCUUAUCGCAUCGUACGUUACACCUUCGGAUUUCUUCUACAAGAGGAAUCACGGUCCGAUUCCCAUCGUUGAAGAUAUUGACAGAUACUGCGUGGUGAUUUCUGGUCUUGUGGAGCAGUCCAAACAGCUCUUUAUGAAUGAUAUCAGGAAGCUUCCGAAAUAUAAUGUAACUGCCACACUGCAGUGCGCAGGGAAUCGGAGGACUGCUAUGAGCAAGACUAGGACAGUGAAAGGGGUUGGAUGGGAUGUUUCUGCUAUUGGAAAUGCUGUUUGGGGUGGUGCCAAAUUGGCUGAUGUUCUUGAACUUGUUGGAAUUCCAAAGUUGACAAGUGUCACUCAAUUUGGUGGAAAGCAUGUUGAGUUUGUCAGCAUUGAUAGGUGUAAGGAAGAAAAUGGAGGACCAUAUAAGGCUUCAAUACCACUCAGUCAGGCUGCAAAUCCUGAAGCAGAUGUUCUACUUGCUUAUGAAAUGAAUGGAGAAAUUCUUAACCGGGAUCAUGGAUACCCAUUACGUGUGAUUGUUCCUGGUGUCAUUGGAGCCCGGUCUGUUAAAUGGCUAGAAGCUAUCAAUAUCAUUGCAGAAGAAUGCCAGGGUUUCUUCAUGCAAAAAGACUACAAAAUGUUUCCACCAUCAGUGAAUUGGGACAAUAUUGAUUGGUCAACCAGGAGACCCCAAAUGGAUUUUCCUGUUCAGUGUGUUAUAUGUUCUUUGGAAGAUGUAAGCACUGUAAAGCCUGGAAAGGUAAAAAUAAGCGGUUAUGCAGCAUCAGGUGGUGGGAGAGGCAUUGAGAGAGUAGAUGUGUCUGUUGAUGGAGGCAAAACAUGGAUGGAAGCCUCGAGAUUUCAAAAAAAGGACAUUCACUAUAUAUCAGAUGAUGCCAAUAGUGAAAAAUGGGCUUGGGUGCUAUUCGAGAUUACAGCUGAUAUUCUUCAUAGCACCGAGAUUAUUGCAAAAGCGGUAGAUUCAGCCGGAAAUGUUCAACCUGAAAAGGUCGAAGACAUUUGGAACCUUAGAGGGAUAUUAAACACUUCAUGGCACCGCGUGCAAGUUCAAGCGAGUCACUCAAGCUUGUAAAAUUUGUACCAACAAUCCAACCUGUUGAGUGAUUUUUGAAGCAUAUGGCUGAACAAUGAACUCUGAACCUGCAUCGGCGCAAACUGUACAAAAAUAUUAAGAAAAUAACAUAAAUGAGCUUUUGAGCUAGAGGGUAGGGGUUAUGAAUAAUCACUUACUCAAGUUUCAUUUGUGAUUGUCUAUGAGACUAACUUUGUUUUUAGAAAUUAUUACUUUGAGAUCAUAAGCAUGAAGAGUUUGGCUAUUGUAAUUUCAUCUAUAGAAAAACAUUCAUGUAUAACACCUUACCUAUAAUAUUUGAAUUUCCUAUUUCUACCUAA
Messenger RNA from Vicia villosa (hairy vetch), 2276 nucleotides. RefSeq names its product sulfite oxidase-like. The coding region runs from base 673 to 1956 and encodes 427 amino acids. NCBI's taxonomy places the organism in Eukaryota, Viridiplantae, Streptophyta, Magnoliopsida, Fabales, Fabaceae. The transcript is spliced from 13 exons. The record is from RefSeq and is a predicted model, not a curated record. Gene Ontology annotation, molecular function: molybdenum ion binding; oxidoreductase activity. Gene Ontology annotation, cellular component: mitochondrion.